AUGAGUCUUCGCGACCUGGUCGAGGGUGAGGCGAUCAUGGACGAUGACGAAAACGAUGAGGAAGUCCCCGACGAUUACGACGGCGAGGGUCAGGUUCAUGAGGGUGCAGGCACCACCAACCAUUACAAUGACUCCAGCGAGGAAGAGGACGAAGAAGAAGACGAUGAGGAGGCUGCUCGCGCUUCGAAGUUCAAGCGUUUGAAGCGAGGCAAAGAUCGCGAGAGCCACCAACCGUCUCACGGUGUUGAUGACAUCUUCAAUUCGGACGAAGAAGAGGAAGCGCAGCAAUAUGCACGAUCAGGCCAGCGCCGCGUCAUGCGCGAUGAAAUGGACGACUUCAUCGAGGAAGACACCUUCUCCGAUGACGAGGCUCAACGUGAGCGGGAUGAUCUGGAGGUUGCGCCAGCUUCCAGAGUCAAUAAAACUGGGCUGAUCCCAACCGACACAUCGGGGUUGGACGAAAAUGCGCUCGAGGAUAUGCGCGCUGCGUUCGGCGAUGGCACAGAGUACGACUUCGCACUGCAAAUGGAAGAACAAGAGGAUGCAGAAAAACAAACAGAAGAGCGCCAUCUCGACUUGAAGGACGUCUUUGAACCGUCCGAGCUCGCCGAGCGGAUGUUGACUGAAGAUGACAAUGAGAUCCGCCUCCUCGACGAACCUGAACGCCACCAAGUUGCCCGCAAACCAUAUAAGCAUGUCACUUUGACAGAAGAUCAAUUCCGGGAGGAGGCUGUCUGGAUCUCAAACUUGAUGCUGCUGAAGAAGCGCAUGGAGCCCGAGUUGCGGGAACCUUUCCAGCGCUCUGUUGCCAAGAUGCUGGAGUUUUUGAUCACAGAUGAUUGGGAAGUGCCGUUCAUUUUCCAACAUCGGAAGGACUACAUGAUCCACGCCGUCAAGGACAUGGACGAUGGAGCCAACCCGGACGACGGUUCUGCGCAAUAUAGCAUCCGCGCCGAAAAGCUUCUCAACAUGACAGAUCUAUGGGAUAUUUUCGACCAUGACCUCAAGUUCCGCGCUUUGAUUGACAAGCGUGGCACAAUUCAAAAGACAUACGAUAGCCUGCGUGAUCUGUUCAGUGUGAGCGACUCUAACGUCGAGGAUCUGCUAGCCGCCGCCGCUAGCAUGGAAGAACUGCAAGACGUGCAAGACUACAUUCAUUUCCAAUACUCCUCACAGCUACGUGAUCUGAACCAGUUGAAUGGUGAAGCCAACGGAGAGACCCAACGCCGCAAAGCAACUGGCCGUUCAUUCUUCGAGCGUGUCCGAAACGGAAAUGCAUACGGAAUGGUGCGCGCGUUUGGAAUCACGGCGGAUGCCUUUGCCCAAAAUGCUUCGAAAGAGGGCCGGAGGCAAUACACAGAAGACCCUGCUGAGCAUCCUGACCAAAUGGCGGAUCAAUUCGUUGACAACGAUUUCUCAAACAGCUCGCACGUUCUGAAGGCCGCAAAGAGCAUGUUCGCCGAGGAACUUACCGUCAGUCCUAAGAUGCGCAAGGUCAUCCGACAGGCCUACUAUAUGAAUGGAGUCGUUGAUUGUUUCCGCACGGAGAAAGGUCUUCGCCGCAUUGACGAGCAGCAUCCAUACGCCGAGUUCAAAUACUUGCGCAACCAGCAACUCAGCGAUAUUGCUCGUCGCCCAGAGAUGUUCCUCCGCAUGCUCAAGGCCGAAGAAGAGGGCUUAAUGGAUGUUCGCGUCCGAUUCGAGAAUUUUGAUCAAUUCCGCUCGCGUCUAUACGCUGAUAUCGAGUCUGACAACUACAGUGAGCUUGCUGACGCUUGGAACCGUGUCCGUCGUGAUGUCUUGGAUCUUGCUCUCGGCAAACUGGAAAAGUUGAUCAAUCGCAGUGUCAAAGAAAACAUUCGACAGGAAUGUGAGAACCAUGUGGCCAAGGAGUGUCGCGAAGCCUUCUCGCAGCGUCUGGACCAGGCUCCUUACAAACCAAAAGGCAUGGUGCUCGGUACAGUUCCCCGUGUUCUCACUCUGUCCACGGGCUCUGGACAAGUGGGUCGGGAUCCCAUUCAUUGGGCUUACACCGAAGAAGAUGGUCGCGUCUUGGAGAAUGGCAAGUUCGUUGACCUUUCACUGGGAGACGAGAGCCGUGGGAUUUCAGACGGUGCAAGUGUAGCUGCAUUCGUGGAGCUGGUCGAUCGCCGUCGCCCGGAUGUCAUUGGUGUCUCGGGUAUGACGCCAGACACCAAACGUUUGUUCAAGAUUCUGUUCGAUCUCGUUGAGCAUAAGGAUAUGCGCGGUGCCUCAUACACCGAUGACCGGGAUGAAGAAGUCAGUGAUCCUCUGGAGGUGGUCAUCGUCAACGAUGAAGUUGCCCGGUUGUACCACAACAGCCCUCGCGCCAGAAGUGACAACCCUGGCUUCGGGCCGCUGACCCAUUACUGUGUGGGUCUUGGCCGUUAUUUGCAGAGCCCCCUCAAGGAAUACGCGUCCUUGGGCCGUGACAUUGUCUCCAUUCAGUUCAAACCCGGUCAGCAACUAGUGUCCCAGGAUCUUCUACUUAAACAACUGGAGACCGCUAUGGUUGAUAUGGUCAACCUUGUCGGUGUUGAUCUUAAUGAAGCAGUGGGCGACACAGCGACAGCUAACCUCUUGCCGUAUGUCUGUGGUCUUGGACCCCGAAAGGCUGCUCAUCUACUUAAGAUCGUCAACAUGAACGGUGGAGUUGUUAACAACCGCGUGGAACUGCUUGGUGUCAACGCACAAUACCCGGCAAUGGGUGUCAAGGUCUGGAACAACUGCGCCAGCUUCGUCUACGUUGACUUCGAGAACGCCGAUCCCGACGCCGAUCCGUUGGACAACACUCGUGUGCACCCCGAAGAUUAUGAUAUUGCACGCAAGAUGGCUGCCGACGCAUUGGAGUUGGACGAGGAAGACAUCAAGGCCGAGACAGACGAGAACGGCACUGGCGCCAUUAUGCGCAAGCUCUUCCGCGAGGAGGCGCAGGACCGUGUUAACGACCUGAUUCUCGAGGAGUAUGCCGAGCAGCUGGAGAGGAACCUCAAUCAGCGCAAGCGUGCUACGCUUGAAACCAUCAGAGCUGAGUUGCAACAACCAUAUGAAGAACUGCGAAAGCAAUUCGUCUUCCUCAGCACUGAUGACAUCUUCACUAUGCUCACUGGUGAAACGCUUGAUUCACUCACACUGGGCAUGGUGGUGCCUAUUGCCAUCAAAAAAGUCUUCGAGGAUCACAUUGAAGCUAAGCUGGACUGUGGAGUUGAGGUGCUUGUUGCCGAGACGGAACUGGGUGUUCCCGCCGAGAUUCCCGUGCGCAACGCAUACCAGCCUCACCAGACCGUUCCAGCUAAGAUCCUGUUCUUGAACCGCAAGGGCUUCUCUUGUAAUGUUUCCUUACGUGAAGAUCAAGUCAGCCAUCCAGCUCGUCGAAACCCCGAUCAUGGCUUUGGCGACUGGGAUGACCAGCAAGAGCGAGCCGACCAGGAAUCGCUGCAGGAGAAGACCCAGCGUGGCGGUCAGGCUAUGCGUGUUAUCAAGCACCCGCUUUUCCGGCCAUUCAACUCCACUCAGGCCGAGGAGUUCCUGGGCUCUCAGAGCACUGGUGACGUUGUCAUUCGGCCAUCUUCUCGGGGCCACGACCACCUGGCAGUUACCUGGAAGGUGGCCCAAGGAGUCUACCAGCACAUUGACGUUCUUGAGCUGGACAAGGAGAACGAAUUCUCCGUCGGCCGUGUUCUCAAGGUCGGUGGCCGCUACAGCUAUAGCGAUCUGGAUGACCUGAUCGUCAACCACGUCAAGGCGAUGGCCAAGAAGGUGGACGAGAUGAUGUGUCACGAGAAAUUCCGCAAAGGCAGCAGCAAGGCUGAGACAGAUCAAUGGCUCGAGACCUAUACCAAGGCCAACCCCCGUCGCUCCGCCUAUGCCUUCUGCACCAACCCCAAAUACCCCGGCUACUUCUUCCUUUGCUUCAAGGCCGGUGAGCAUGCGCGCCUCCAGAACUGGCCCGUCAAGGUCAUCCCGCAGGGGUACGAAUUACAAAAGAACCCUUACCCCGACAUGAACGCCCUCUGCAACGGCUUCAAGCUGAUGUUCAGCAACAUGAACCAAGGCCGGAGAUAA
Molecule: messenger RNA, 4086 nt
Organism: Penicillium olsonii
Lineage: Eukaryota; Fungi; Ascomycota; Eurotiomycetes; Eurotiales; Aspergillaceae
Source: the annotation of a GenBank genome assembly